This is a messenger RNA of Fusarium redolens, 1406 nucleotides long. RefSeq lists its product as uncharacterized. NCBI's taxonomy places the organism in Eukaryota, Fungi, Ascomycota, Sordariomycetes, Hypocreales, Nectriaceae. Gene Ontology annotation, biological process: adenylate cyclase-activating G protein-coupled receptor signaling pathway; cell surface receptor signaling pathway. Gene Ontology annotation, molecular function: G protein-coupled receptor activity. Bases 107 to 1294 code for a protein of 395 amino acids. Gene Ontology annotation, cellular component: plasma membrane. The transcript has 4 exons. The record is from RefSeq and is a predicted model, not a curated record.
CCCCAUCUCCCCAGCUUUUCAACUUCUCCGCUUACCGCUGAGGUGGGCCAGCUCCCAGUCGACUGCAACAUCUUAGGGUUGCCACUCAAUCACACGAGCGACCGAGAUGUUUGCCGACUCUCAGCUAGAACUGCUUGCGCUGCUGGAGAGGGUCUUCUCUUCAAUCAGCCUCGUGUCCGUACUACUGAUUUUCGUGACGUACGGAAGCAUACCGAGGCUCCGCAAUCCUCGAAAUACCUUCAUCGUGUUUGCUAGCAUCGCGAAUUUUGGUGCCAGCAUUGGGACUGUUAUUUCACGCGAUGGAUUGGCCCGUGGCGAGGAUUCGGCACUUUGCAGGGCGCAAAGCUUCCUGGUACACGUAUUUAUGCAGUCUGAUGCAUGGUGGUCUCUUGGCAUGUCGGUGAACACCUUCAGGAUUGUCUUCUUCCACUCGAAUCCGCAUACGUUUAACAAAUGGCUGUAUUCUCUGAUAUGCUUUGGAGGGCCAUUCAUCUCGGGAUUCACCCUGUUUUUCAUCUCCACUCCAGCCCGCGGACCCGUCUAUGGAGCGACAACUACUUGGUGUUGGAUUCGAGAAUCGUGGGUUAGCAUACGACUCUUUACUUCAUACAUCUUUGUAUGGAUCUGCAUCGCUACGUCAAUCAUUUUGAACACCAUGGUUGGCUUUCGUCUUUUUCGCGCAAGAAAUGAAGCUCGAGGUAUCUUGAACUCGCGCAUUCAGAACACAACAGUCGAUCACCAAACAGUAACAGAAACAAGUACCGACGCCUGUAUCCAGGGAUCCGAACAUACAUUCGUUACUGCCGUGGCUGUUACUCAUAAAUUAGCACCCGAUGCCACGAAUGUGGAGCCAAUUCCUCCUAACCAAACGCAACAAUCUUUAGGAUCGGCUACUGGUAGCACCAAGUCCAAGUUUUGGCUCAAAGAUCCUAUCAAACGGGCAUAUCUAUUUACAACAUUUAUGUUUACGCUGAGCGUCCUUGUGACGUGGGUACCAGCGAGCAUCACCCGUAUCCAUAGUCUACUUAACCGUAAUGUUCCAUACUCAUACCAAGUUGCCAUAGUGGCCGUUAUGCCGCUACAAGGUCUGUGGAACGCUUUGAUCUUCUUCACGACUAGCCGGGGCGUUCUAAGGGACGUGAUGCGGGACAAAUGGGGUCUUUGGGGUUUGAAAUCUGCAAAUAUAGACAGCGACUUGGUGGAAAUGGAGGCUGUCCCAAGGGUAAGGGUCAAUGAGCAUUCUGAAGCCACGGAUUCAGGAAGCGAUGUUGAACUCCGAUACCGGGCGAGGUGACUGUUUAUUUUGAUAAGAAAAUCACUUGUAUAAAGUAAAAGGCAAAAAUUGAGUUAAAGAGCAACAUGCCCUGCAGGGCCAACUUUCAGCCUAUGUUAACUAAGCUAACAGG